GACAGAGUCAGAGCCAUGGAGAUGGCAACCUGCAGCUUCCACAGCUCCUCCUUCUCCAUCCCAAACCCUAGAAGCACCAGCCUUUCCUCUCCUCUUCCAGUCGCCAAGCAACUCUUCGGCUUCACCUUACCUUCUUCCUCAACCGCCAAAACCACCACACUCAAACUCCGCUCCCGGAACCCGAAACGCUUCUCCGCUCACCCGCCAAUCAAAUGCUCGGUCUCUGAAGCCACCGAAGCCGCCGCCAUUGAAACAGAGAGGAGGAGUAAGUUGAUGAGGAGAACUGACAUAAGGAACAUAGCAAUCGUAGCGCAUGUCGACCACGGAAAAACAACUUUGGUUGAUGCAAUGUUGAGGCAAUCAAAGGUAUUUCGUGAUAACCAAUUUGUACAGGAAAGGAUAAUGGACUCGAAUGAUCUAGAGCGUGAAAGGGGAAUUACUAUACUAAGCAAAAAUACCUCUAUUACUUAUAAAGACUCAAAGAUUAAUAUAAUUGAUACUCCUGGACAUUCUGACUUUGGAGGCGAAGUCGAACGCAUCCUCAAUAUGGUGGAAGGGAUUCUUUUAGUGGUAGAUUCUGUUGAGGGCCCGAUGCCACAGACGAGAUUUGUUUUGAAGAAGGCUCUAGAAUUUGGUCAUGCAGUUGUUGUCGUUGUUAAUAAGAUUGACAGGCCUUCAGCUCGUCCAGAUUUUGUCAUCAAUUCCACUUUUGAACUAUUCAUUGAACUAAAUGCCACUGAUGAACAGUGUGAUUUCCAGGCAAUAUAUGCUAGUGGGAUUAAAGGAAAAGCUGGGUUGUCAGCUGAUAAUUUGGCAGAUGAUCUUGGACCACUUUUCGAGGCCAUAAUGAGAUGCAUCCCUGGACCUGCCAUUGACAAAGAUGGUGCACUUCAAAUGCUUGUUACAAACAUCGAGUAUGAUGAGCAUAAAGGACGAAUAGCUAUUGGACGUUUGCAUGCUGGGGUUCUGAGGAAAGGGAUGGAUGUGAAGGUAUGCACCACAGAAGAUGCAUGUCGAGUUGCAAGAGUUAGUGAGCUUUUUGUGUAUGAAAAAUUUAGUAGGGUUCCUGCAGAAAGUGUGGAGGCUGGUGAUAUAUGUGCUGUUUGUGGAAUCAAUGAUAUUCAGAUUGGCGAGACAAUUGCUUGUAAGAUCUCUGGUACACCAUUACCGGCCAUUAGGGUUGAGGAACCAACAGUGAAAAUGGCUUUUGCCAUAAACACUUCACCGUUUGUUGGACGUGAGGGAAAGUAUGUUACCAGUAGGAACUUACGAGAUCGCCUUUCUCGUGAGCUUGAGGGUAACUUGGCUAUGAAGGUUGAAGAUGGCGAAACAGCAGAUACCUUCAUUGUUAGUGGACGGGGUACUUUACAUAUUACCAUAUUGAUUGAGAACAUGCGAAGAGAAGGAUAUGAAUUCAUGGUGGGACCUCCCAAAGUUAUUAACAAAAGGGUGAAUGACAAAUUGCUGGAACCAUAUGAGAUCGCCACUGUGGAGGUGCCAGAAGAACACAUGGGCCCUGUUGUUGAGCUUCUUGGCAAAAGGCGGGGGCAGAUGUUUGAUAUGCAAGGAGUUGGGUCUGAAGGCACAACCUUCCUCAAAUAUAAAAUUCCAACUCGUGGCCUUCUUGGUUUACGAAAUGCAAUUUUAACAGCUUCUCGUGGCACUGCAAUUCUCAACACAGUAUUUGAUAGCUAUGGACCUUGGGCUGGUGAUAUGAGUACCCGGGAUCAGGGUUCACUGGUUGCCUUUGAGGGUGGAACGAGUACUUCUUACGCCAUUUCUAGCUCACAGGAGAGGGGGCAGUUGUUUAUUGGUCCCGGGGUCGAAGUUUAUAAAGGUCAGAUAGUUGGCAUCCAUCAGCGGCCUGGGGACUUGUCCCUUAAUGUGUGUAAGAAGAAGGCAGCAACAAAUAUCCGUUCCAACAAAGAACAAACAGUGAUUCUUGACACCCCAUUGGACUACAGUCUGGAUGACUGCAUUGAGUAUAUUCAAGAGGAUGAAUUGGUGGAGGUCACUCCCGCAAGUAUCCGAAUGUGCAAGAACCCAAAGUUUUCAAAGAAAUCAAACAGGUAGUCAGUUUUCGUAAAUAUAUAUGAUUUGAACCAAUGAUUAUGCUGGCAAAGCUCAUUGGAUAACUCGUUUGAGUAAGCCGCGAUAUAAUGUUUAGACAGGAAGGAGAAAGAGUAAGCAAAGUUUUGCAAUAUUAAUUGGUUGUAUAUAAAAGAAUGAGAACCAAAGUUGUAUUACUCAAAGAUGUUCAAUGGUGAUGUGAAAGACAAAUUGAAUUGAUGAUUUCUGAUUUUGAGUUGUAACGGAGAAUGGAACUGUCAGAGUUUUUAUUUUAUUGAAGAACUCAAUAUUUCAGCUAAUGGAAAGGAAAUCUUAGCAGAGCGUA
Pyrus x bretschneideri (Chinese white pear) is the source of this 2395-nucleotide messenger RNA. RefSeq names its product putative elongation factor TypA-like SVR3, chloroplastic. Bases 16 to 2073 code for a protein of 685 amino acids. The transcript is spliced from 14 exons. NCBI's taxonomy places the organism in Eukaryota, Viridiplantae, Streptophyta, Magnoliopsida, Rosales, Rosaceae. Gene Ontology annotation, cellular component: cytosol; ribonucleoprotein complex. Gene Ontology annotation, molecular function: GTPase activity; GTP binding. The record is from RefSeq and is a predicted model, not a curated record.